AUGAAAGUUCCUGAANUUUUUUUUAAGUUUGCUUUCUUAUUUUUUGUCAUAGGGAGAAGCAUCUAUGGAGAAAAGUUUCCAGAUGAGAACUUCAAGCUCAAACACUAUGGAAUUGGAUGGGUUAGCAUGGCUAAUUCUGGCCCAGACACCAACGGAUCCCAGUUCUUCAUCAGUGUGACAAAGCCUUCCUGGUUAGAUGGAAAACAUGUAGUAUUUGGCAAAGUCCUUGAUGGAAUGUCUGUGGUGCACUCCAUUGAACUCCAGCAGACAGAUGAGCAUGACCAGCCCCUUCAGGACUGUGUGAUUGUGAAUAGUGGCAAAAUAGCUGUAAAGGAACCAUUUGUAGUUGAAGUAGAUGACUGGUGAGAUCAACAG
Messenger RNA from Lepidothrix coronata (blue-crowned manakin), 375 nucleotides. RefSeq names its product peptidyl-prolyl cis-trans isomerase C-like. Bases 1 to 366 code for a protein of 121 amino acids. The transcript is spliced from 3 exons. Gene Ontology annotation, biological process: protein peptidyl-prolyl isomerization. Lineage: Eukaryota; Metazoa; Chordata; Aves; Passeriformes; Pipridae. Gene Ontology annotation, molecular function: peptidyl-prolyl cis-trans isomerase activity. Gene Ontology annotation, cellular component: intracellular membrane-bounded organelle. The record is from RefSeq and is a predicted model, not a curated record.